CACGAUGACGUCGACGAUUCGAAGGGUGGACAAGGUGCCCUUCUCGGUUGACAGGUCUCGUCGGAUGUUCGACGUGAUGUUCGGAUCACCUUUUUCUUCGCGCACCCAGUGCGCCGAAUUGCCGAAACUGCGACGGAACACACGGCCCGUCGAUGCGAACACCGCGCCGUCGGGCAAACCGCGCUACAUCGGAUUCCCCACCUUUCACGAGAGCUCCCAGGGCCGUACGAUCAGCCGAAGCGGUGGGAGGAUGGUUUCCGUCAUCGAGCUCAACGAGAGCGUCAGACUGCCUGGUGCUGAAUUGUUAAUAAUACCUACCGACUCACAUGUACACCGCUGCAAACAACCGUGUCUAAAUGCCAAAUGUGUCGACGUGCAUACGAACAAUUGAUUAUAACGUAGACGUCGUUAGACGAGAGAUCUUUGUACCAGUCUGACAUACAUUCAAGAAUUCAAGACUCUUCAGUUGUAAAACUUCAAUGUCAAAACUAAAGAAACAUUAAGGAGAUUAAAUUUCAUACAGCUCUAACUUCCCGAU
Mycetomoellerius zeteki is the source of this 538-nucleotide messenger RNA. RefSeq lists its product as uncharacterized. Lineage: Eukaryota; Metazoa; Arthropoda; Insecta; Hymenoptera; Formicidae. The record is from RefSeq and is a predicted model, not a curated record. The transcript is spliced from 2 exons. Bases 5 to 391 code for a protein of 128 amino acids.